Molecule: messenger RNA, 1391 nt
Organism: Danio aesculapii
Lineage: Eukaryota; Metazoa; Chordata; Actinopteri; Cypriniformes; Danionidae
Gene: otpb
Product: orthopedia homeobox b
Exons: 3
Coding region: 67-1050 (327 amino acids)
Biological process (GO): neuron differentiation; regulation of DNA-templated transcription
Molecular function (GO): DNA binding; DNA-binding transcription factor activity, RNA polymerase II-specific
Source: RefSeq, a predicted model, not a curated record
CGCUUUUUAAAAGGGUUAAAAGUUGUAGAGUAGUUUGGGAAGCAGUUGUGACUCCAGCAGUGCGCAAUGCUCUCUCAUGCCGACCUCUUGGAUACUCGCCUCGGUGAGUUAUCGCCACCAAACUCCGGUCUUCAACUACACUGGAUGAAGGAUGCUGCAGCCGAGCUUCUCGGACACCGAGAAGCUUUGAAGUGCAGACUAGGGGGGACUGACUCUGGACACCCCGGCGACCUUACUUCUGCUACAGAGACUGUGGAGGGGACCACUCUGCUCCCCGGAGAAGAAAUAAGUAAUGGUGGAUCCAAUCCUAAUGGAAUGCAGCAGGUCAACGCCAAAGACCAAGAAAAGCAGCAACAGCAAAACUCCAAUCAGACGGGUGGCCAACAAAACCAACAGAAACAGAAACGCCACAGGACCCGUUUUACUCCAGCCCAGCUGAACGAACUAGAAAGGAGCUUUGCUAAAACCCACUACCCUGAUAUUUUCAUGAGAGAGGAACUUGCAUUACGGAUUGGUUUAACGGAGUCACGGGUUCAGGUAUGGUUUCAGAAUAGACGUGCAAAAUGGAAGAAACGAAAGAAGACGACCAAUGUUUUCCGGGCGCCCGGCACUUUGCUGCCAACGCACGGUUUGCCCCAGUUCCCUUCUGCGGCCGCGGCUGCGAUGGGCGACAGUCUCUGCUCUUUUCAUGCCAACGACACUCGCUGGGCCGCGGCUGGGAUGCCGGUCUCACAGCUGCAGAUACCGCCGUCGCUGGGUCGACAGCAGGCGAUGGCACAGUCCCUGUCCCAGUGCAGUCUCGGAGCGGGCCCGCCACCAAACACUAUGGGCCUUUCGGGCAGCUUAUCGUCAAACGGUUCUGGUCUUCAGUCGCACCUCUAUCAACCCACAUUUCCCGGGAUGGUGCCCGCUUCACUGUCGGGUCCAACGAAUGUGACCGGCUCUCCUCAGCUGUGUAGCUCCCCGGACAGUGACAUGUGGAGAGGGACUAGUAUCGCUUCCCUGCGCCGUAAAGCACUUGAGCACACCGUUUCAAUGAGUUUCACCUAAUUUGAGCACCAGCGAUGUCUUUUUCUGUCACUACAAACCUCAAGUAUUCCUGAAAAACAGUCAUGGAGGACUCAGGAUACGAGGUUCUAACUGUGAAAUUGCAAACUGGCAGCCUUACCUAUUGGAUGAUGGAAUCCCAACAUACCCCCAGACAAUGCUUAUAUACAGCAAACGUAGACUAUAGUGAUACUUUUAAUGCUUGAAAUGUAUGUAAUUUAUUUAUGUGUUGUAUUCGUUCAUGUUUAUUUGUUUAUUUUCUUUUUAUAGCAGUUGAUUUUAAUCAUUGUUUAUUUAUUUAUGAGUAUUUAUUUGACUCUUGUUUCAUAUAUGAAUUAACAGCU